Drosophila sechellia is the source of this 317-nucleotide messenger RNA. RefSeq names its product metallothionein-3. The transcript is spliced from 2 exons. Bases 85 to 216 code for a protein of 43 amino acids. The record is from RefSeq and is a predicted model, not a curated record. Lineage: Eukaryota; Metazoa; Arthropoda; Insecta; Diptera; Drosophilidae. Gene Ontology annotation, molecular function: metal ion binding.
UAUAUGCAAAAGUCACAAUCAAACUGGCAAACAGAGUAUUCAGAUACUUUUUUGAAACCAAUCAAAACACAAUAAACAAUCAAAAUGGUUUGCAAAGGCUGUGGAACUAACUGCAAGUGCCAGGACACCAAGUGCGGCGACAAUUGUGCCUGCAACCAGGACUGCAAGUGCGUGUGCAAGAAUGGGCCCAAGGAUCAGUGUUGCAAGAGCAAGUAGUUUAAGCCGAUCGAUUGGAUGAAAACCAAUAAAUGAUAGCCCGUGUGUAAGCCUCAAAGCAUACCAACAUAUCUGUGGGCCACCGAGUAUUCUGUCAGAAA